CUUUCCAUCACGCAAAAAAAAAGGUCGUUUUAAAAGUGGUCGCUCACUCGCCCACCGAAUUCUGCUAUGUCCUCCAAGAAGAUCGCUCCGGAGCGACGCCCUUUCUGUGAUCCGCGGCUGCACGAUGCCAGUUUUCGCAGAAAGCGCAACCGCCACAAAGAAGCCCCAGGCAAUGUCGAGGUGGCCAAGAAGAGUGGCAAGCGACCCCUCAACGAUUGCCCCUUCUUCGAUUUGAGCUAUAAAUUCGAUGAGCUUCCUCUCGACCCGAUCAAGGACUUCCUGCUCGAGAAGAUCUCCCACAUGCAAAAUGAUACGAUUGUGGGCCGUUGCAACCGAGAGUUUGACUUUCAUCAGUACGAUCUGGUGAAUGUGAAGGAAGCCUACGACGAAUGCGACGAUGACAGCCUGCUGGAGAUGGAGCUGGAGGAUAUUGUGAUGCCCGAACAGUUUGAAAUGUUACGCGAUGCCAAAGAUCAUGCCUACAAUUUUAAUGGCCAGGCUUGUAAUCAAUUUCCCUGGAUUGACAAAUGGAUGACUGGCGUACGCCCCAGCGAGCAGGAAAUUUAUGAAAUGACCAACCAGCUCUUGGACAUUUAUUGCCAGAGACGCGUUCGAAUCUUUUACUUUGACUGCGGUACCCGCUCUUCCCUCUGGUCGAAUCAACUGCGAAGACAAUACGGCACCCCCUCGGAGCUUAUUGGGGCUUACAAUACGCCCACUGCGCGACACUUGAGAGUGACGACCUUGAACAAAAAGACCAAAAAGUCAAAGUUUAGUGCCGGCGAUCAUUAUGCGCUGCGAACGCCACAGGAGUGUCGCAAUGAGCUGAUACGCGUGGGCAAGAUCAUUGACGAUAUGAUUAAGCCCGUUUUGUUGGAGGCUCAGCAUAACAAAGAACAUGGACUGCUCGAGUAUAGCGGUAAAUCAUUCUGUGCCGAUGAAGAGAAGCAGCACCGCCAGAAGAACAAGUCCCGCUGCAAGGAAUUCAAAAAGCGUAUUCAUCGUCGCAACUUUGCCACAAAUGAGGAGUUUCUGCAGUGCCUGAAGCGAAUGGAAGCCAGUCGCUUUCCGUAUAUGGCGCCACUACAGCCCGUUGAGCCCGAGGAACAGAAACUGCAAUUGUAUGCCAAAUAUCAACAAAAACUUUUGGCAGCCGAGCAGAAGUUUACAUUGAUAAUACAAAAGCGCUACAAAUGCCUUUUGAAGACCAUAUCUGUGCUGCAGCUGGCAACGUAUCCCUCUCGCCUAAUACGUCGAGCGAUUCGUCACAUUGAUCCACGCAACCCAGUGCUGCAGGAUGCCUACAGAUUCAUACUCCAGGAAGAGAAACAUUGGCCCAAACUGCCGCCAGAAGUUAUAUUAAUGGAUUAUCUGUUUGUGGGCGAGCGGGGCAUACGCCUGGACGUUGCCAUACUCAUCAUCGUUUGCCUCAUCGAUCUGCAGGAGGACUUUCGCUACCAUGUCAAGCGCUCCUUCCUACGCUAUCUGCUGCAAUCCAAAAUGGAGCGCAGGCGUCUGCAGCUGGAGGUGGAACCACCUGAGUUUCCCACACUGACCGUUACCUCACCGGUGCCCUGGCGCUCUCGUCUCCUGCUGGCCAAGAGUCGCAUUGGUGAGAUGCUCAUGAUAACACAUCCGACGGUGCAGGCUCUGAAUCUACUGUGGCAUCAGCUCUACGGGGAUCUAGUUAUUGUCGAUCUGUCCAAGUUGCUGCUGACGGAGCGACCCUUGGAUGCGGACAUUGUGCAAAGCUUUGUGUGGAAAAGCUGUGCCGAAAUCAGAGACCUUCUGAUCAACGAUUGGCUGCCCCGCUGUGCAGAUCUCAUGGAUCUGAUGCGUAACAGCUGGAAGGAUCUGGUGCCCAUGACGGGCAAGUAUGGAGGUCGGGCGCAGACCCUCUUUCAGUGUGUGCAUGCGCUGAUGUCCCGUCAUCUGGAGAGUCUGAUCAACAAGAGUCUGGCGUAUCUGUUCAAGGUGCUGUGUGGCUACAAGUACGGCAAUAAUGUGGAUCAGUAUAGCAUGUACGAUCCGAAACUGCGUCGCAGACCACUGAUGACACUCACGGUGUCUGUGGUGGGUGCACAUUUUGACAACGAACACAUUGACUUUGGACCCGGCAUUCGGGAGGAUGAGAACAUUUAUGUAUUUGAUGCGGAUGAUGCGGAUCCUUUUCUGGUACCGGGUCAAACAAAUUUACUUUUGGACACUCAAGUCGACAUGGAUGAUGUGGUCUCGUUUGAAUUGGAUAAUGCCUGCAAGCUUUAUAUCUAUCCCUAUAUGGUGGAGCUACCAGCUCUCAUUAGGGAUCUCUUCAAGAGCAUGCUGGCUGUGGGCUACGAUAUACCACGGCUCGAAUACAUCAUGUCGGGUGGAGUGCCGGAAACAUAUGGAACACUACAUUGCAUUGAUGAGUAUCAUGUGGAUUUUGUAGAGCUGUGUAAUAAAAUCGAGGAGAUAGUCAAGGUCAAUUGGCGUGGUGUCAACGUCUACUUGAAGCCUAUUUACAAAUAUUACUAUGGACUAUUCAAGAAGAUGAUAAUGCCAAUUGUGGAGAAGAUAUGGACAGAUAAUACACUGCCCGAAUUAGUGGUUGUUCAGGAAUUAAUGAAAAAAUUGAACGCCAUCAGCGAUACGACCUAUUAUCUGCGUGAUUUCAUACCGUUAAAUUUGUUCCUGUUGGAUAAUCGCCAUGUUAAAGAAUCGCUACGGAUGUACGUGAAGAAUAUCUACGAUUUCAUCACUGACUUUUACAGGGCGCUCAAUCUGAACGAGAAUCGAGCCAUCUGUGAAGAGCUCGAGGAGAUGUCGAUGAAGGCCGGCGAGCGGCCCGAGGAGACGCCAGAAGUGGUCGCCCUGCAGAACUAUAUAACCGAGUGCCGGGAGAUGCGCAUAUUUGCCAUCAAAGAUGAUAUCAAGCUGGUGCUGAAGCGUGUCAUAUUCCUGCUGACACAUGCAUACCUGACCAGUGAUGAAAUUCAUUUGAAUUCCCGCACAUUCAUACUGCCCGGAGAGCUGGAAGAGGUGCUCGAUCUGAGCGCCGCUCGUUUGUCGGUGGUGCGUGAUAACCUGGAGAUGGCAUUAAGGGAGCGACGCUUAAGGUUUGAGAAGCUGCUGAUUCAGGAGAAGCGUACUAUGGAUGGUUUUCGCAUUCGAGAAAUACGCGAUGUGCUCACACUGGAUGAGCUCAAGGAGCGGGUGGAUACAGUGGACAUACUCUUCACAACCAUAGAGAAUCUAAGCAGAGAGGCCAAGGCAAUAAAUGUGGAGGAAGGAUUGCUGCAGAUUGAUGUCUCCGCCUUUCCGCUGUUGGCCGAAAUCAUUGAGAAAAUGGAACCAAUUGAGAAACUAUGGAAGACAUCGUACGAAUUCGAAAAGGAUUAUCUAAUUUGGAUGUUCGAGCGCUUCGAAUGCCUUAAUGCGGAUGGCGUGCGGGAACAGAUCGAGACCAUGUUCAAGAUUAUGCACAAGCUGUCGCGGCAGCUAUCCUACAAUCCUGUGGCGAAACGCGCCGCGGAACAGAUGCGUAUCAAAAUUGAAAAGUUUCGCGUCUAUUUACCGGUGUUGGACUCGAUUUGCCGACAUGGACUGGAGAAGCGACACUGGGAUAAGAUAUCGGAGAUAUUGGGCAGACAGAUCAAUCCGAAAUUGUAUCCCACUUUGAAGGAUAUGAUUGAUGCGGACAUAAUGAGUAUACUGCCCGAGCUGGAGGAGAUUGCGAAUGCGGCGGGCAAGGAAUACGAUCUGAACAUGGGUCUGAAGAAUAUGCAGGCCGAUUGGCGAGAUGUCAUGUUCGAAGUGCUGCAGUAUCGGGACUCGGAUACACAUAUUCUGGCCACCAUCGAUGAUAUACAAACACUACUGGAUGAUCACAUUAUGCGAACGCAGGCCAUGAAGCGUUCCCCAUUCAUUGUGGCCCUCGGCUCCAAGGCGGAUGAUUGGGAGGAGCGGCUGUUGCUCAUCCAGAAUAUUAUUGAUGCGUGGACCCAGGUGCAGGUCACCUGGAUGUAUCUGGAGCCCAUUUUCAGCUCGGAGGAUAUUAUGCGACAAAUGCCAUUGGAGGGACGUAAUUUCAAGGCGGUGGACAAGAUCUGGCGACGCAUUAUGAAGAAUACACUAAAGGAUCAGCAUGUAAUGGCCGCCACCGAAUAUCCCAAUAUGCUGGAGAUCUUCACGAAGGCCAUCGAGGAUCUGGAGACGGUGCAGAAGGGCUUGAAUACAUAUCUCGAGCAGAAACGUUUGUACUUCGCCCGUUUCUUCUUCCUCUCCAACGAUGAACUGCUCGAGAUUCUCUCUGAGACCAAGGACCCCAUGCGAGUGCAGCCACAUCUCCGCAAGUGCUUUGAGGGUAUUGGCACACUGACCUUUGAUGAGAACAUGGAAAUCACACACAUGAUCAGCGAUGAGGACGAGCGGGUUGGCCUCGUGCGCAAAAUCAAUCCACAGGCGGCAAAUGGUUUGGUUGAGAUCUGGCUGAAAGAGGUGGAGUAUGUAAUGCUGGACAGCGUCAUGGAGCAGAUGAAGGAGGCGUGGGAAGACUAUGCCAUGGUCGAUCGCAUUUCCUGGGUGGUAUCCUGGCCGGGUCAAGUUGUACUCGGCAUCUCCUGUGCCGCGUGGACCGCUGAGGUCGAGGAGGCCAUCGAGAAGAAGACUUUGCCCGAAUACCUGGAGAAGUCCAAUAGCCAAAUUGGCGACCUCGUUCAACUCGUCCGCACGGACUUGCAGACAGGAGUUCGCAUUGCUGUCGAAGCACUGAUUGUCCUCGAUGUGCAUGCUCGUGAUGUAGUCAAGUUUCUGGCAGACACCAAGGUGAGCAGCACACAGGACUUUGAUUGGAUCUCACAGCUGCGCUAUUAUUGGAAGGUCGAUGAGAAGAAUGAGGAGUGGGUGUGUGUGAGCAUGGUGGUCACCGAUGUUAAAUAUGGCAUGGAAUACUUGGGCAAUUUGCCGCGUCUGGUGGUUACUCCUCUAACGGAUCGUUGCUAUCGCACUUUGAUGGGCGCUUUAAAGUUAUGUUUGGGCGGUGCUCCCGAGGGACCAGCGGGCACUGGCAAAACGGAGACCUGUAAGGAUCUGGCCAAGGCCGUGGCCAAAAAAUGUGUAGUCUUCAAUUGCUCUGACGGCCUGGACUACAAAGCACUCGGCAAGUUCUUCAAGGGUCUGGCACAGUCGGGAGCUUGGGCCUGCUUCGAUGAGUUCAAUCGCAUCGAGUUGGAAGUGCUGUCGGUGGUCGCGCAACAGAUUCUGACCAUACAGCGGGCGAUUGGACGUAAGGUUGUUAAAUUCUUUUUCGAAGAUACCAUGCUCAAACUGGAUCCCACAUGUUCCAUAUUCAUAACCAUGAAUCCGGGCUACGCUGGACGCACCGAGCUGCCCGAUAAUCUGAAGGUAUUGUUCCGCACCGUCGCCAUGAUGGUGCCCGAUUAUGCAAUGAUCGGCGAAAUAACACUCUACUCCAACGGAUUCGAUAUGGCCCGUGUUCUAUCCCAGAAAAUUGUGCAGGCCUACAAGCUGUGCUCGGAGCAGUUAUCCUCGCAGUCGCACUAUGACUAUGGUAUGCGCGCCGUGAAAUCUGUGCUGUUGGCGUCCGCAUCGUUGCGUCGCCUUUACGUUGACCUGCCGGAGCCCGAGAUUGUUUUGCGCGCCAUUGUUGACGUCAAUUUGCCGAAAUUCUUCGAACAGGAUAUUUCCCUCUUCAUUGGCAUCUAUAUGGAUCUCUUCCCCGGCGUCGAGCUACCCAUGCCGCAACGUGAUGACAUACUCAAGUGGCUGCGUAUUAAUCUGGCGGAGCGCAAUCUGCAGGCAACACAUUGGUAUUUGGAAAAAAUACUACAGAUAUACGAGAUGAUGCUGGUGCGUCACGGCCUGAUGAUAGUCGGUGGCCCGAUGGGUGGCAAGACCACAGCUUAUCAGAUGCUCGCACUGACGCUGCGCAAUGUGUCCACGGAUGAGGAGGCCACGCUCAAGGAGUAUCCGGUGGUCUUUCGCAUUAUUAAUCCCAAGGCUAUUACGAUGGGUCAACUCUACGGUCGCUUUGAUCCCGUCUCCCACGAGUGGUCGGAUGGUGUCCUGGCGAAAACGUUCCGGGAGCAGGUGCAGGGACCGAAGGCUGAACGUGCCUGGGUCAUGUUCGAUGGUCCCGUCGAUGCGGUGUGGAUUGAGAACUUGAAUACCGUGCUCGAUGACAACAAGAAACUGUGUCUCAUGUCCGGCGAAAUUAUGCAGAUGACCAAAAUGAUGAACAUGAUGUUUGAGCCCGCUGAUCUCGAACAGGCUUCGCCGGCGACAGUCUCGCGUUGCGGCAUGAUCUACAUGGAACCAUCGCAGCUGGGCUGGCGCGCCUUUCACAAGAGUUUCAGCAACGUGUUGAUUAAUAUUGUGGGACUAAGCGAUAUUUAUAUGACACUGUUCGAGGACAUGGUCGAGUGGUUAAUACCGGCAGCGUUGCAAUUUCUGCCACUGUGCAAACAAAUGUUGCAAUUGUCGCCCAUUUAUCAAUAUCAGACUUUCUCGCGCUUUCUGCUCUACUUUCUGGAGAAGCACAAGGUGUUCAAUCAGACGUGGUUCCAGCAGAUGUUCCUCUUCUGCUAUGCCUGGGCCUACUGCUCGGCGCUAACGGGCAACGGUCAACGUACCUUUGACCAAUUGCUGCGUAAGGUCAUCUAUGGCUCCAAUGAGGAGUUCCCCAAACCAAAGUAUUUCUCCUUGAAUCGUGGCCAAAUGUUUCCCGAGAAACAGGUCUUUCUCGACUAUCGCUUCGAUGAGGCUGAGAAUUGGUGGACGUGGCAAAAGUCCUCCGAUGAUCCCACGUCGGGCAGUGCCCAUUUUCCGGAGCAUGCUCAAAUUAGUGAGUUGAUUGUGCCCACCAAGGAGACGGGCUAUAUUUCUUACUGGCAAGAUUUCUGCAUUGCCAAUUCGUAUGGCAUGCUGGUCAUCGGUCCCACUGGCACUGGCAAGAGUGCAAUUGUUACGAGCAAUCUGCUCGCAUUGCCCAAAAAUGCAAAUCUCAUUAAUAUAAUCAACUUUUCGGCUCGCACCUCGGCACAAAUGGUGCAGGAUACGAUCAUGAGCAAAUUGGAUCGACGGCGCAAGGGCGUCUUUGGACCAGCUCUGGGCAAGAAGUGCAUAGUUUUCUGUGAUGAUGUGGCCAUGCCCUCAAAGGAUACGUAUGGCUCCCAGCCACCGUUGGAACUGUUGCGCACCUGGCUGGAUCAUGGCUACUGGUCAGAUUUGAUGGAUACAACCAAAAUUGAACUAGUCGACAUGAGUCUAGUCUGUGCGAUGGGCACAUUGGGUGGGAGUAACUUUAUCUUUCCGCGUCUCUAUCGGCACAUGUUCGUUGUGGCCGUGGACUCCUUUGAGGAUUCGACCAUCAUUCGCAUAUUCACGACAAUUGGUGAUUGGCACUUCGCCAAGGGCUAUCCAGAGAAGGUGGCACUGCUCUCCCGCGGCUUAUCGGAGGCAAUGGUCAGCGUGUAUCGGGAGUCGAUGCGCAUCUUUUUGCCAACGCCAGCCAAAUCUCACUACACCUUCUCAUUGCGAGACAUCACUCGCGUCUUCCAGGGCAUUGUCAUGGUGCCGGCCAAGCGUAUGCCGGAUCCGGAGAAGCUCGGUCGCCUCUGGGCCCAUGAAACUUAUCGUGUCUUUUAUGACCGUCUGGUUGACCAGUUGGAUCGGGACCGUUUGCUCAUCAUGGCCAUCGAUGCGUGCAAGAAUUGUUUGCGUUUUUCACUCGAAUCGGCCUUUGCCGACCGCAUCGAACCCGGCGAGAAACUGAGCGACAACGAUCUGCGCAAUCUAUUCUAUGGCAAUUACAUGGAACCCGAUGCAGAGCCAAAAUACUAUGAUGAGUGCGAAAGCUACGAGAAAUUGGAGAAGCUCAUGAAAUACUAUCUGAGGGAGUAUAAUUCAUUUUCCAGCACACCCAUGGAUCUGGUCAUGUUUCGGUUUGCCAUCGAGCAUGUCAGCAGAGUAUCUCGAGUGCUGCAAAUGCCUAGAGGUAAUAUCUUAAUGGUUGGCAUGGGUGGUUCAGGUCGUCGCAGCUCCUGUCGAUUGGCUGCUCACAUUGCCGACUGUCGUCUGAUGACAGUGCAGGUAUCCAAGUCAUAUACUUUGGCCGAUUGGCGAGAUGAUCUAAAGAAAAUACUAAUGGCAUCCAGUUUCAAUUUGAAUCACACCGUAUUUCUAUUCUCUGACGCCCAGGCAACGGAUGAGGGCUAUGUGGAGGAUAUCAAUGGUGUACUUAAUACUGGUGAUUUGCCAAAUUUGUAUCAGCUGGAGGACAAGGCAUCCAUUAUGGAGAAUAUGGCAAAUGUGGCCAAGCAAGUGGGCAAAGUGCUGGACUCGCUGCCGAGUGAGGUGUAUGCCUACUAUAUCGAGAGGAUAAGGGAACAAUUGCAUGUUGCACUCGCCUUCUCACCCAUUGGGGAAUCCUUUAAGGAGCGCAUUCGUGUGUAUCCCUCACUAAUCAAUUGCUGCACCAUUGAUUGGUAUAUGCCCUGGCCAGAGGAGGCAUUGGCAAGGGUGGGGACCUAUUUUGUCACAUCUAUGCAGCUGAAUAAGCCACACGAUGAGGAGGAGACGCCACGCAUCGCGGAGGAAGUCCCUCAGGAGGGGGAGAAGCGUGAAACAAUGGGUGAGGUGGAUCGUGAGCUGACGCAGUUAGAACAGGAUCUGGUCUUCUGUGUGAUGUACUUUCAUCAAUCGGUUGUGGAUGCCAGCGAGAAAUGCUAUCUGGAGUUGAGUCGUCGCAAUUAUGUCACCCCUUCGGCAUAUUUGGAGCUGUUGAAAGCUUUUAGCACCUUUUACGCCCGCAAGCUGGAUGAGAUUACUAGACUACGUGAUCGAUACACGACUGGUUUGGAGAAACUCGACUUUGCUGCCAGUCAAGUAGGUGAAAUGCAAACGAAUCUUUAUGAGUUGCAGCCCAAGUUGAAAGUGUUGUCCGAAGAAACGGAUCGCAUUAUGGUGAAUAUUGAGCGGGAGACGGCUGAGGCAGAGAAGAAGAAGGAAGUGGUGGGUGCAGAUGAGGCGGCUGCCAAUGAAGCAGCUGCUGCUGCUCAGGCCAUCAAAGAUGAUUGUGAAACGGAUCUCGCUGAAGCUAUUCCCGCCAUGGAGGCAGCACUGGAGGCUCUGAACACGCUUAAACCAGCUGAUAUUGGUGUUGUCAAAUCGAUGAAGAAUCCGCCAUAUGGCGUCAAGUUAACUCUGGAGGCGGUGUGUGUUUUGAAGGGCAUUAAACCGGAUCGCAAGCCAGAUCCCAGUGGUCAUAUGGUGGAGGACUAUUGGGGCCCAUCAAUGCGCAUGCUAAGCGACAUGAAAUUUCUGGAAUCACUGAAAACCUUUGACAAGGACAACAUACCGCCACCGAUUAUAAAAAAGAUAAGAGAAAAAUAUAUAGCUGAUCGUGACUUUGUGCCGGAGAAAAUCAAGGCUGCUUCGAUGGCCUGCGAGGGCAUUUGUCGCUGGGUGCGUGCUAUGGAUGUCUACGACAAGGUCGCUCGCAUUGUGAUGCCCAAGAAGGCGGCACUGGCCGAAGCCGAGGGUGAUCUCUCCUCACAAAUGGAGAAGCUCAACGCGAAGCGGGCCGAGCUGCAGGUAAUCCUCGACAAGUUGCAGAAACUAAACGAUUUCUUUGCGGAGAAAUCGCGUGAGAAGAAGCGGCUCGAAGACGACAUCGAGAACUGUGAGAAGAAGCUGACAAGAGCUGAGAAGCUGUUGGGUGGCUUGGGCGGGGAGAAGACUCGCUGGUCGGAGGCGGCCAAGAAUCUGCACGAAUCCAUCAGCAACAUUGUGGGCGAUGUUCUGCUCGCCGGUGGCUGCACCGCCUAUCUGGGCUUCUUUACCACCGAGUAUCGCGUUAACAUUCUGGAUGAUUGGAAUGCGAUCUGCGCUCGCCGCCAUAUACCCAGUAGUGAAACUUUCUCGCUGGCCACCACACUGGGUCACCCGAUGACGAUACGGGCCUGGUCGCUGGCUGGACUGCCGGCCGAUAACUUCUCUGUGGAGAAUGGCAUCAUUGUAACGAACUCAAGUCGUUACUCCUUGCUCAUCGAUCCGCAGGUACAAGCAAACAAGUGGAUUAAGAACAUGGAGAAGAAUAAUCAUCUCAAGGUGAUUAAGCAAAGCGAUGGCAACUACAUGCAAGUCUUGGAGCUGGCAAUCACAUACGGACAACCCGUGCUCAUUGAGAAUGUGGGCGAAAAACUGGACUCGAAUCUGACGCCCAUAUUGGAGAAGAAUAUAAUCAAGCAUAAGGGUGGGCUGUUCAUAAGAAGUGGCGACACAAUGAUUGAAUACAAUCCCGAUUUUCGUCUUUACAUAACGACCUGUCUGCGCAAUCCGCAUUAUCCGCCGGAAGUGAUGGUUAUGGUAACAGUAUUAAAUUUCAUGAUAACGGAACAAGGAUUACGCGAACAAUUGCUGGCGAUUGUCGUGGCCCACGAGCGUCCUGAUUUGCAAGAGAAGAAGGAACAAUUGAUUAUUGAAUCCGCAAGGAAUCGUGAUGCAUUGUACACCAUUGAAUCCAAGAUAUUAGAGGUGCUGUCUACCUCGGAGGGUAAUGUGCUGGAGGAUGAGAAUGCCAUCAACAUACUAUCCUCGAGUAAAAUCCUGUCCGAGGAUAUACAGGAGAAACAGGUUAUUGCCGUUGCCACCGAGAUUGAAAUCGAUGCUGCCCGCCGGCAAUAUAUACCCGUGUCCAAACACUCGGCCAUUCUGUUCUUCUGCAUCAGUGAGCUGGCCAAUGUGGAUCCCAUGUAUCAAUACUCCCUGGCCUGGUUCCUCAAUCUCUUUGUGAACACCUUACUGAAGGCGACCAAGUCGGCAGUGCUAGCGGAGCGUUUGAGCAAUCUCAACGAUUACUUUACCAAAUCAAUUUAUACGAAUGUCUGCCGCUCGCUUUUCGAGAAGGAUAAGUUGGUCAUCUCGCUGGUCAUGUGUCUGGGCAUCCUCGUCUCACAGGGCCGUGUCGAUAAGAAUGAGCUGUUGUUCUUCCUAACCGGUGGCAUUGGCUUCAAGAGCUUGAUCAAAAAUCCAUUUAGCGAUUGGCUGCCCGACAAGGCCUGGGAGGGCAUAUACCGAGCCAGUGAUUUAGAUGGCUUGAAGAGCAUGCACGCCCAAAUUGGACAUAAUUUGCAGAGCUGGCAUGAUUAUUACGAUGCCAUUAAUCCGCAGGAUCUACCGCUGCCCACGCCCUAUGACCAGGUCAACGAAAUGUUGUACCUGAUAAUCCUAAAGAGCCUACGGCCGGACAAGUUGGUGCCAGCAGUGCGCGCUUUCAUCACACAAAACCUGGACAAGUCGUUUGUGGAGCCGCCGCCAUUCGAUUUGGGCGCCUCGUUUGCAGAUAGCUCGCCAAAAAUACCGCUGGUGUUUCUGCUUUCAGCUGGCUCCGAUCCCAUGGCCAGCCUCUUUAUGUUCGCCAAACAACGCAACAUGUACGACAAAUUGAAAACCAUAUCGCUGGGUCAGGGUCAAGGACCGCGUGCGGAAAAAAUGAUCACGGAGGCGGCACGUCACGGCCAAUGGGUCGUCCUGCAGAAUUGUCACGUCGCCUUCAGCUGGAUGGGUGACCUGGAGCGCAUCUGCAAUGAUAACACACUAACAGAUGGUGCACAUGCCGAUUAUCGCCUGUGGUGCACAUCGUAUCCGAGUGCCGUGUUUCCCGUAUCCGUGCUCCAGAACUCCGUCAAGAUGACGAACGAGCCGCCAAAGGGUCUCCGGGCGAAUAUGCAUCGUUCGUUCACCUCGGAUCCGUUGACACGCAGCAAGUUCUUCACGAAUGCCUUCCUCUUCUCGGACCAGGCUAACAAGUGCUGGCUGAGAGGUGUCUUUGCCCUGGUUUUCUUCCAUGCUGUUGUUCAGGAGCGUCGAGAAUUUGGUCCACUUGGCUGGAAUAUACCCUACGAGUUCAAUGAGUCCGAUCUCAAAAUCUCAUUGUUGCAGCUGAAAAUGUUUAUUGCUCAGAGUCACAGCAUUCCGUUCCGGGGACAUGUUUAUCUGACGGGCGAGUGCAAUUACGGCGGACGCGUCACCGAUGACAAGGAUCGUCGCCUGAUACUCUCCCUCCUCAAUAUGAUCUACAAUAGCAACACCAUCGAGGAAGAAGAAUAUGCCUUGUCCCAGUCUGGUGACUAUCGCGUGCCCAUCAGUCCCACGAAAAUGAACUCCAUUGAGUACAUUUCCACAUUCCCGCUCAGUCCGCAACCCGAGGUGUAUGGCCUGCAUGCAAACGCAGACAUCAAUCGCAAUGUGAAGGAGACCAAUGCGCUGAUUAGCGGAGUACUCCUGACUCAAACGGAUUUGAUGGCCUCGGUGAAGGCGAGUUCGGCAGGCGGUGCCAAAGAGGAUCCGGCCAUAUCCAUAUGCAAGGAGCUGCUGAAGCGCCUGCCCGACGAGUUCGACAUCGCCGAGGUGUCCAAGACCUACCCGGUGAUCUAUACGAAUUCGAUGAAUACGGUACUGCGCCAGGAGCUGAUACGCUUCAAUCGACUGCUGUCCUAUAUACGCAAGAGUCUGGUGAAUGUGGGCAAGGCUGUGGUGGGUCAGAUUGCGAUGAUACCGGAGCUGGAGCGCACUCAUGCCUCGAUGAUUAUAGGCAAACUGCCGGCGGAUUGGCUCAAGAAGAGCUAUCCAUCGCUGAAGCCCCUGGGCAGCUAUGUGAACGACUUGUUGGCGCGCUUGGCCUUCUUUCAGGACUGGAUCGAGAAUGGGGAACCGAAUGUUUAUUGGAUCUCUGGCUUCUAUUUCACCCAAUCAUUUGUGACGGGCGUCCUACAAAACUAUUCGCGCAAGAAUCGCUUUCAAAUCGACAUGAUUUUCAUUGAGUUUGCGGUCACAAAAUUCGAAUCACAAACAUCUCAAGUAGCCGAUGUGGGCGCAUACAUCAGGGGCAUUUUCAUUGAGGGUGCACGUUGGAAUCGCAAGACAAAAGAAGUGGAUGAAUCUUACUCCAAAAUCUUGUUCGACACUCUGCCCGUAAUCUAUCUGCGUCCGGUGUUAAGAUUGCCUGAUGAGCAGAAGCGUGGCAGCGGCGGUGCUGAGCCAAUGGCAAUUUACGAUUGUCCCGUUUACAAGACGAGCGAACGUCGAGGCAUCCUUUCCACCACGGGGCACUCGACGAAUUUUGUGAUGUAUCUGCAGCUGAGAUGCUCCCAGACACCGAUGCAUUGGAUUAAUCGAGGCACUGCCUGCCUCUGUCAGCUGGAUGAUUGAAUAUUGACCCGUUGGCAUCCGCCGCGCCGGAUGAGCCACAACACGCAACGAGACUUUUAUGGCGAAUAUGGGUAUGGAGAACUGAAAUUGAGGACUGCUGGACUGUAUGGAAUCAUCAUACACACAUUAUACACAUAUCAUAUAUACAUAUAUAUGUGUAUGCAGAUAUACUUUCGAUUUUUGUAUUAUUUUUUUUGCUGUGUGCUCGAAUGGGGAAAUGGCCAAAAGCGAAUUGCAAUUCUAUGUAUUUAUUUUUUCGCCCAUUUCGGAGAAUGCGGCAACGGGAAGUGGGUCGAGUGGCAUUUUGAUGAUGAUGUUGAUUGCCAGAUAUAUAAAUUAAAUAUGCAGAAUACCGAUUGUAUACAUGUAUAUAUAUUUUUUAUGUGCGCCAUUUACAAAUGAAUAAAUGACAAAAUGAAACG
Molecule: messenger RNA, 13634 nt
Organism: Drosophila grimshawi
Lineage: Eukaryota; Metazoa; Arthropoda; Insecta; Diptera; Drosophilidae
Gene: Dnah3
Product: dynein axonemal heavy chain 3
Exons: 53
Coding region: 67-13212 (4381 amino acids)
Biological process (GO): microtubule-based movement
Cellular component (GO): dynein complex
Molecular function (GO): dynein light intermediate chain binding; dynein intermediate chain binding; ATP binding
Source: RefSeq, a predicted model, not a curated record